Pongo pygmaeus (Bornean orangutan) is the source of this 3937-nucleotide messenger RNA. RefSeq names its product DAB adaptor protein 2 (gene DAB2). Gene Ontology annotation, molecular function: cargo receptor activity; clathrin-cargo adaptor activity. Gene Ontology annotation, cellular component: clathrin-coated pit; intracellular membrane-bounded organelle; cytoplasm. Bases 655 to 2967 code for a protein of 770 amino acids. The transcript is spliced from 17 exons. NCBI's taxonomy places the organism in Eukaryota, Metazoa, Chordata, Mammalia, Primates, Hominidae. The record is from RefSeq and is a predicted model, not a curated record. Gene Ontology annotation, biological process: negative regulation of canonical Wnt signaling pathway; positive regulation of epithelial to mesenchymal transition; receptor-mediated endocytosis.
GGGCUUUUGACUUCGCCCCGAACACAUUUCCCCUCCCGUCGCUGGGUCCCUGCGAUCGCCCCCAGCUGGUGGGGCUCGCGGAGCCUAGGGGAGCCGGGUCCUCUGAGCCGCUGCAGCGCGAGUUAAUAAACAGUUAAGUUUGGAAGACUCUGCAGACACGUUGAGGGGGAGUUACCAAGCCCAGGCAGCAAAAACAUCCUGGCACAUUCCUGGGGAGUCCUCAGCUGCCAGCAUCUGAUUAGAACCAUAUCUCUCGCCGGGAGUGGCCGCGCGGCUCCGAAGCUCCCGGCCGGCGGCUAUUUAAGCGAGGCCCGCCGCAUCCGCUGCGCUGCAGCCUGGAGGCUCCGGGCGCGGGGAAGUCAUGCUCGCUUCGCGGAGGCAAUAGCUAGCCGAAAUAAACCAAAUGUGUUCGAACAUAUGUCAGAAGGGUGACAUAAUCAUAUGAAGAAUGCUAUACCAGUUUGGCUUUGGGACGAAAUGUGAAUCUACUAGGGAAACAUACAAUUGCCCUCUGAGUCAGAAGAACAGAAGUUGCAGUGGCUACACAUAGUAGGUGUCUGUGGGAGGUUAUGUUUAUUUGAGACUUCUCCAUCGGGAUCACCUGGUGUCACCAAGUGUCCACUGGUACUGGGGUUUGCUGCCUACCUUCUUGCCAUGUCUAACGAAGUGGAAACAAGUGCAACCAAUGGUCAGCCCGACCAACAGGCCGCACCAAAAGCACCCUCAAAGAAGGAAAAAAAGAAAGGCCCUGAAAAGACAGAUGAAUAUCUCUUAGCAAGGUUCAAAGGUGAUGGUGUAAAAUAUAAGGCCAAGCUGAUUGGCAUUGAUGAUGUGCCAGAUGCAAGAGGGGAUAAAAUGAGCCAAGACUCUAUGAUGAAACUAAAGGGAAUGGCGGCAGCUGGUCGGUCUCAGGGACAACACAAACAAAGGAUCUGGGUCAACAUUUCCCUUUCUGGGAUAAAAAUAAUUGAUGAGAAAACUGGGGUAAUAGAGCAUGAACAUCCAGUAAAUAAGAUUUCUUUCAUUGCCCGUGAUGUGACAGACAACCGGGCAUUUGGUUAUGUGUGUGGAGGAGAAGGCCAGCAUCAGUUUUUUGCCAUAAAAACCGGGCAACAGGCUGAACCAUUAGUUGUUGAUCUUAAAGACCUUUUUCAAGUUAUCUAUAAUGUAAAGAAAAAGGAAGAAGAAAAGAAAAAGAUAGAGGAAGCCAACAAAGCAGUUGAGAAUGGGAGUGAGGCCCUAAUGAUUCUAGAUGACCAAACUAACAAACUGAAAUCGGGUGUUGACCAGAUGGAUUUGUUUGGGGACAUGUCUACACCUCCUGACCUAAAUAGUCCAACAGAAAACAAAGAUAUCCUGUUAGUGGAUCUAAACUCUGAAAUCGACACCAAUCAGAAUUCUUUAAGAGAAAAUCCAUUCUUAACAAACGGCAUCACCUCCUGUUCUCUUCCUCGACCAAAGCCUCAGGCAUCCUUCUUGCCUGAAAAUGCCUUUUCUGCCAAUCUCAACUUCUUUCCCACCCCUAAUCCUGAUCCUUUCCGUGACGAUCCUUUCACACAGCCAGACCAAUCGACACCUUCUUCGUUUGAUUCUCUCAAAUCUCCAGAUCAGAAGAAAGAGAAUUCGAGUAGCUCGUCUACUCCACUGAGUAAUGGGCCCCUGAAUGGUGAUGUUGACUACUUUGGUCAGCAAUUUGACCAGAUCUCUAACCGGACUGGCAAACAGGAAGCUCAGGCAGGCCCAUGGCCCUUUUCAAGUUCGCAAACCCAGCCAGCAGUGAGAACUCAAAAUGGGGUAUCUCAAAGAGAACAGAACGGCUUCUCUGUCAAAUCCUCCCCGAACCCUUUUGUGGGAAGCCCUCCCAAAGGACUAUCCAUACAGAAUGGCGUAAAGCAGGACUUGGAAAGCUCUGUCCAGUCCUCACCACAUGACUCCAUAGCCAUUAUCCCACCUCCACAAAGUACCAAACCAGGAAGAGGCAGAAGGACUGCUAAGUCUUCAGCCAAUGACUUGCUUGCAUCAGACAUCUUUGCUCCUCCCGUCUCAGAACCUUCAGGCCAGGCGUCACCCACAGGACAACCUACAGCCCUGCAGCCCAACCCUCUGGAUCUCUUCAAAACAAGUGCUCCUGCCCCAGUGGGGCCCCUGGUGGGUCUAGGUGGUGUAACUGUCACACUCCCUCAGGCAGGACCAUGGAACACAGCAUCUUUGGUCUUCAAUCAAUCCCCUUCAAUGGCUCCGGGAGCCAUGAUGGGUGGUCAACCUUCAGGUUUUGGUCAGCCCGUCAUUUUUGGUACAAGUCCAGCUGUUUCAGGUUGGAACCAGCCUUCACCCUUUGCAGCCUCAACUCCCCCUCCAGUGCCUGUUGUCUGGGGCCCUUCUGCAUCUGUGGCACCCAGUGCUUGGUCAACAACAAGCACUUUGGGGAAUCCUUUUCAGAGCAAUAUUUUUCCAGCUCCUGCUGUGUCCACUCAGCCCCCGUCCAUGCACUCCUCUCUCCUGGUCACUCCUCCUCAGCCACCUCCCAGAGCUGGCCCUCCCAAGGACAUCUCCAGUGAUGCCUUCACUGCCUUAGACCCACUUGGGGAUAAAGAAAUCAAGGAUGUGAAAGAGAUGUUUAAGGAUUUCCAACUGCGGCAGCCACCUGCUGUGCCCGCGCGGAAGGGAGAGCAGACUUCUUCUGGGACUUUGAGUGCCUUUUCCAGUUAUUUCAACAGCAAGGUUGGCAUUCCUCAGGAGAAUGCAGACCAUGAUGACUUUGAUGCUAAUCAACUAUUGAACAAGAUCAAUGAACCACCAAAGCCAGCUCCCAGACAAGUUUCCCUGCCAGUUACCAAAUCUACUGACAAUGCAUUUGAGAACCCUUUCUUUAAAGAUUCUUUUGGUUCAUCACAAGCCUCUGUGGCUUCUCCUCAACCCGUAUCUUCUGAGAUGUAUAGGGAUCCAUUUGGAAAUCCUUUUGCCUAAAUUCUGAACUUGGUCUGCAGACCAUCCAGAGGAAUAAAAAGGCAGAUCUGGAGCCUCUAUGCAUUCUCAGUAAUUGCUAGUCCCAAGAACAAGAGUUGCAAAUGGGCACAACCUAUAUCCUUCCUGUGGAAGAGGAGGCCAUUCUCUGAGCUGAAGUUCCAGAAGAGCAGUUAAUGUUCAAGAGAAAUUGAACUCAACUCAGCAACAAAGGACUCUAUUUUGAAGAGCAACAUAUCACAAAGCUAAAUGUGAUUGUGCCAAACACAUUAGGUGCUUAUUUGGGGUCAUACUAGGCCUUUAUCAAGUAACUGGAAAACUUUCUUGCAGCCACAAUCUCAUCGCCGUUAGUAGGAAGAUGGGAGGAAAAAGCUGUAGAACAAAUGUUUGGGGUUACCAUUGAAAAUCUAAUGUCUGCAAUAUUUUUCUCCUCACAACUUGGAAACGUUCCCAGUUCAUUUUCAGUCCUGUUGUGAGCACAGUUCUGAAGGGUUUAUUAUUGUCAAAAUAAGUUUUGUUUUGUUUUGUUUAUGUUGAGUUUUUAAUGUUGUCUCUUGACCCUUAAUGCUCAGGAUCUUGUGGGAGUUAAUCAACCACAUCCAAUGUUACCUUGAGGGGGAAGAAGAGGGUGAUGCUCAGAAGCUAAACAAGACGGGCCACAUGACCCUCUAUUGAUUAGCCCCAAGUAGAAAGUCCUGUGGUUUUAUGUUUAAUGGUAACAGUUGAUCAUAUAUGGCAUAAUUUUCUAUCGGCUUCCUACUCAGUCACUAUAAACACAGACUUGAAAUAGUACUUUAAAUGUCCAAAUACCUAAAUGUGCUAAACUGGAAGUAACUAUUUCUAGGUAGUUGAAUUUUUGAAAGUCAUGAUCAGCCACACAACUGUUUUGUACACACUUAUUUUCUCAUGCACUUUUCUGUAUGCAAAUAAAGCUAUAAAUUUACUCAUUUCAAUAAACUGGAGUGGCAGAAUA